UGGAGGAAGCGGCGGCGGCGGCCACGAUGAGUGCGGGCGACGCCGUGUGCACGGGCUGGCUCGUCAAGUCGCCCCCCGAGAGGAAGCUGCAGCGCUACGCCUGGCGCAAGCGCUGGUUUGUCCUCCGGCGGGGCCGCAUGAGCGGCAACCCCGACGUCCUGGAGUACUACAGGAACAAGCACUCGAGCAAGCCCAUCCGCGUGAUUGACCUCAGCGAGUGUGCCGUGUGGAAGCACGUGGGCCCUGGCUUCGUCCGCAAGGAAUUUCAGAAUAACUUCGUGUUCAUUGUCAAGACUACGUCUCGUACAUUUUAUCUGGUGGCCAAGACCGAGGUAGAAAUGCUGGUGUGGGUGUACAGCAUCAGUCAGGUCUGCAACCUCGGCCACCUGGAGGAUGGUGCAGCAGCCCCCGCGGAGCGCUGGCCUGGGCCGCCCGCCUCCCUGCAGCCGCCGGCCGGGCCCCCCCCCGCGCCGCCCCCCGCGCCCCCCCCCGCCGCCCGCGCGCUGGGCGCCUCCUUGCCGAGGGGCGAGCUCCGCGGAGCGGCCGACGACAGCCGGAGCGAGGCCGACUUUCUGUCCCUUCCCGAUUACCUGGUCCUGUCCCACUGCGAGAGCGGACGGCCGCGCCACGCCAGCCUGCCCUCCAGGUGCGACAGCUGGCCCCACGCGGAGCGCCCCCCGGAGCCCACGUCGUGCGACGACGUGUUCGUGGCCUGCGCGCCCCCCCCGCGCUCCUCCCCGCGCCCCGACGGCUCGGCCCGCGCGCCCAGGGAGCCGGACCCCGCGCCCCGCACGCCGCCCCCGCGCCCCCCGAAGCCGAGCCACCUGUCCGAGCGGCGCCAGGACGCGCAGCCCGAGGGCGCGGCGGCGUCCAGAAGAGUCUCCCUGUCCGGCCUGGACAACGUGAGGACCCGGAGAGGUAAGGCGGGUCCCCGCCGCCGCCACCUCCGCAGUCCCGGGACCCCGCCGGGGACACACGCUGGCAUCGCCACCUCCGUUCAGCCCGGUGCCAGGCUCGGCUGUCGCGUGGCCCGCAGCUCUCUCAGUUGCCGGCCAUCCCCCCGCCCCGCACGUCCUCGCCACUGUUAG
Canis lupus familiaris (dog) is the source of this 1088-nucleotide messenger RNA. It is a transcript of the gene GAB3, whose product is annotated as GRB2 associated binding protein 3. The coding region runs from base 27 to 1088 and encodes 353 amino acids. The transcript has 4 exons. NCBI's taxonomy places the organism in Eukaryota, Metazoa, Chordata, Mammalia, Carnivora, Canidae. The record is from RefSeq and is a predicted model, not a curated record.